Messenger RNA from Mercurialis annua (annual mercury), 2176 nucleotides. RefSeq names its product SNW/SKI-interacting protein. The coding region runs from base 93 to 1901 and encodes 602 amino acids. Gene Ontology annotation, biological process: mRNA splicing, via spliceosome. The transcript is spliced from 2 exons. The record is from RefSeq and is a predicted model, not a curated record. NCBI's taxonomy places the organism in Eukaryota, Viridiplantae, Streptophyta, Magnoliopsida, Malpighiales, Euphorbiaceae. Gene Ontology annotation, cellular component: spliceosomal complex.
UGGUGUUAGGGUUUGGUUUUGAUAUUUAGAUCCGUAGCUACUUGAAAAAAGGGCUCGUCUUUGCCGUUCAAUUGCUUGAGAAGCCGAUUGUAAUGGCGCCUUUGAAAGAAAUCUUACCUCCUGCUAAGUCGAAAACUUCAUCAAAUUACGAUCAUUCAAACGACCCAUGGUUCAAGCAGAGAUUCACCUCCACGGAGGAAGAGCAAGGUACGGUUCUUAACCAUAAACCUAUACCUCCUUACAUGAAUCGCAAGGGUUUUGUUCCUCGGAAAGUGGAGGAUUUUGGAGAUGGAGGUGCUUUUCCGGAGAUUCAUAUUGCUCAGUACCCUCUUGGUAUGGGUAGGGAUAAGUCUGCGAAACCCGGGUCGAGAAUCUUGCCUUUGACUGUUGAUGCUAAUGGAAACGUUGCGUAUGAUGCCAUUGUGAAGCAGAAUGAGAAUUCGAAGAAGAUUGUUUAUUCGAAGCAUACGGAUAUUAUUCCGAAGUUUUUAAAGAAUGAAGAGGAGAGUGUUGAGGACGAGGAUCUGGAGAAGGAGAUUGAGGAGACAACGCUGGAAACUAAAACUGCUCUUGAGAAGAUUGUUAAUGUAAGAUUGAGUGCGGCACAGCCGAAGAAUGUGCCGACGCAUUCUUCGGAUUCGAAGUACAUUAAGUACAAGCCUUCUCAGCAAUCAGCUGCUUUUAAUUCAGGGGCGAAGGAGAGGAUAAUCAGAAUGGUGGAGAUGCCGGUUGAUCCGCUUGAGCCACCUAAGUUCAAGCAUAAGAGGGUUCCUAAGGCUUCUGGGUCUCCUCCUGUGCCAGUCAUGCACUCACCUCCUAGACCUGUGACUGUAAAAGAUCAGCAGGAUUGGAAAAUCCCUCCUUGUAUCUCAAACUGGAAGAAUCCUAAAGGUUAUACAAUACCUCUUGAUAAGCGUCUAGCGGCUGAUGGAAGAGGUCUGCAGGAUGUUCAGAUUAAUGAUAAUUUUGCGAAGUUAUCAGAGUCACUUUAUGUUGCUGAGCAGAAGGCUAGAGAAGCUGUUGCUAUGCGAUCGAAGGUUCAAAAGGAGAUGAUGAUGAAGGAGAAGGAUAAGAAGGAGCAGGAACUGCGUGCGUUAGCUCAGAAAGCACGCUCUGAACGAACUGGUGCAGCACCACCAAUGUCCGCUCCAGUCUCAUCCAAUAAGAAUGCAAUGGAUGAUGUUGAUAUGGUAGAAGAUUAUGAUCGUGGGAGAGAAAGGGAGAGGGAUGCUCCUAAAGAGUCAAGACAGGAGAGGGAAGAGAGACUACAGCGUGAGAAAAUUCGUGAGGAGCGACGUCGCGAGAGGGAGAGGGAGAGAAGGUUGGAGGCUAAAGAUGCUGCCAUGGGUAAGAAGAGCAAGAUUACAAGAGAUAGAGAUCGUGACAUUAGUGAGAAAGUUGCUCUUGGUAUGGCUUCUGCUGGGGCUGGCAGAGGAGAGGUUAUGUAUGACCAGAGAUUGUUUAACCAGGAGAAAGGAAUGGAUUCUGGUUUUGCCACAGAUGACCAAUAUAAUGUUUAUGACAAGGGCCUAUUUACAGCUCAGCCUACUCUUUCAACACUCUAUCGGCCACAGAAAGAUGUCGAUUCUGAUACGUAUGGAGGUGCUGAUGAGCAGUUAGAUAAAAUUAUGAAGACGGAGAGGUUCAAACCUGACAAGGCUUUUGCUGGCACUUCUGAGAAGGCUGGUCCAAGGGACAGGCCAGUUGAGUUCGAAAAGGAUGUAGAAGAAGCUGAUCCAUUUGGUUUGGAUCAGUUCUUGACUGAAGUGAAGAAGGGCAAGAAAGCCAUGGACAAGGUGGGUAGUGGUGGUACAAUGAGAGCUAGUGGCGGGUCUUCAACUAGAGACGGACAUGAUGGAGGCUCUGGUAGAACUCGCAUUGGCUUUGAGAGGGGCCGCUAGGGAAUACAUGUGUCGAUAAAGUUGGAUUCAUUGCAAAAUUUUAGAAUGAGCGACUCCUCCGAUACCUGUGCUGUUGUUGGUACUCUGCUUACCAAGGUGAUCGUCAAAAAUUAAUGCAUUCAGGUAUAUGUUUCAAGAUACCGUACUGAAUGUUGCCAAUUAACUAAUCUAGUUAGGCAUUGUUGUAGUAUAUGCUCUUUUGCAUAACAAUCGUAAAACAGGUAGAUUACUCGUUGCUAAUUUUAAUCAUGCAUCCGACUCUUCUGUUUGUUACA